UCUCGAGGCGGAGAUCAUGUGAUAUAGCCAAGAUGGCGUCGAUCAGGUUGUUUGUGUCUUGUCUGCUGUUCUCAGGAGCCUUUUGCCGGAUAGAGUUGGAGAGCCGGGCGAUACCGGUGCCUCUGGUGAUUUGGCACGGCAUGGGUGAUAGCUGUUGCAAUCCCGAAAGCAUGGGUUACAUUAAGAAAAUAGUGGAGAAGAAAAUCCCAGGGAUUUAUGUUCUGUCUCUGAAAAUUGGGAGUAAUUUGAUUGAGGACAUGGAGAACAGCUUCUUUAAGAAUGUCAAUGACCAGGUGACACUUGUGUGUGAUAUACUCGCAAAAGACCCCAAACUGAAAGGUGGCUACAAUGCCAUGGGCUUCUCCCAGGGAGGACAAUUCCUGCGAGCUGUGGUACAGAGAUGUCCAACUCCUCCGAUGAUCAAUCUGAUUUCUGUGGGAGGUCAGCACCAAGGUGUGUAUGGGUUUCCACGCUGUCCUGGUGAGAGUUCACACAUCUGUGAUUGGAUCCGAAAGAUGCUUGAUCUUGGGGCCUACACCAAGUCGGUCCAGGAGCGUUUGGUACAAGCUCAGUAUUGGCAUGAUCCACUGAAUGAAGAGGAAUACCGAAAGAACAGCCUUUUCUUGGCUGACAUCAAUCAGGAGCGAGGUGUCAACACGACCUACAAGAAAAACCUGAUGUCUUUGAACAAGUUUGUGAUGGUGAAGUUCCUGAAGGACACUAUGGUAGACCCUCCUGCCUCAGAGUGGUUUGGGUACUAUCGGAGCAACCAAGCUAAAGAGACCAUUCCCCUGAAUGAGACAUUACUGUACACAGAGGAUCGCUUGGGCUUGAAGGAAAUGGACCAGGCAGGAAAGCUGGUGUUCCUGGGAGUGGAAGGAGACCACCUUCACUUUUCGGAAGACUGGUUCUACAAAAACAUUCUGCCAUUUCUACAGUGAAGCUGAUGGGCUGCAGACGGAAUCGAGAAUUUUCUAAGGAAGUCACCUGUUGGGAGGCAAUUUUUGUGGCGUCUUGGGCCUAGCUGGCAUUUGCUGUCGUCAUGCCUAGAGGGAGAAUGCAUUGCCACUAACUUGCUAGAUGCUGGUUUAAGCGUUAACAUAUGUCUUUAACUGAACUCCACACCACUGCUUUAGCACAAAAUGGUCUGACCUUUAGAAUAGUGAAUUAUGUGUGGCCUCCGAAUGGCUUUGGAUUCUGUUGUCAUCAAGCUUAGCCAGCAUAACAUGUGAGGCAGGAUUUUAUCAGCUGGAGUCCAGCUUUUGGAGCGUUAUAUAUUCCCCUUCCUCAUCAAGAAGUUUUCUAGGCCAUAAACCUGCCUUCAGAUAUUUUAGAUUGUAGCUUUUAAUCCUGCAUAAGGCCCCAAAGUGAUAAACUUUAAAUGAGGCACCAGAUAGUAUUACCCUUUAAGCUUCAUCUUUUGAGGGCACUUCUGCCCAGUGUGCCAAAAACAAGGCCUAAUUCAACUGCGGCAGAGGAGAAAUCCUCAUGUGGUACUUUUUGGUGUGACUUCCAUGGUUUUGUCAGCACCAAAUGAAAUUCAAACGCUUAGGCCAAGCAGUGAAUCUACUGCAGCCUGCUAAAUUUUUUACAGAGUACUCAGGGAUGAGAUAGCUAGUAUCUCUUUCGAGGGAGGAGAAUUGCACUGAGCCUUGGGUAAUUAGUAUACAUUACUUACCUUAGGUGAUAUGGAGAGAGUAACUUGAAAGCAAGACAUAAAAGAUUGAGACAUGAAGCAUUUGAUUAAAUAUGCAGGAAAGGUGAAGUUCAACUAGAGCUCAUUUUUGGCGCAAUAGCAACUUAAGAGGAGCGUGUGGGAAACGGUUCGAACGUUGUAGUUUUUGCUUUUCUGUAUUAUGUUUUAACAAGGAGCACUAUAUGAACGUGUUCCCACUUGACACAUUCCAGUAAAGAAAUUUGAUCAUG
Anolis sagrei ordinatus is the source of this 1926-nucleotide messenger RNA. RefSeq names its product palmitoyl-protein thioesterase 1 (gene PPT1). Gene Ontology annotation, cellular component: lysosome. Gene Ontology annotation, biological process: protein depalmitoylation; receptor-mediated endocytosis. The record is from RefSeq and is a predicted model, not a curated record. NCBI's taxonomy places the organism in Eukaryota, Metazoa, Chordata, Lepidosauria, Squamata, Anolidae. Gene Ontology annotation, molecular function: palmitoyl-(protein) hydrolase activity.